AUGAGCACCACUCUCCCUGAUAGCCAUAGAGCUGUAAACAAGAAGGACAUCAUUGAGAUUCGUCGUAAUACUAGUUGCAAGGUUAACCCAGAACCGACUACAAUUCCUAAGGCGUUCAAGAAAGCCUGCUGCACAGAAUGGCCUACCACUCUUGCUAUUGUGAGUAAAGAUGGCGUGGAAUAUACGUAUGCGGAUUACUACAAGAACGCUAUGGCUUUUGCUAAGAGUGCCUAUAAAAUUGGUUUGGCUUACAAGGACGGAGUGGGCAUCAUUGGAUUCAACUCCCCGGAGUACCACUUUGCUCUUCAUGGAACAUGGCUUGCUGGAGGUGUGACGGCUGGAAUCUAUACCACGAACAAUGAAGAAGCGACCAAAUACGUUUUGGAACACUCUGAAAGUGUGAUUUGCGUUUGUCAGUCUGGAAAGCAGCUCACCAAGCUGCUCUCCAUUCGCGACAAGCUCCCUCUCCUGAAGGCCAUUGUUGUGUACUGGCAGGAAGAGGAGCUCCCCACUGUGCCCGACGAUGCCUAUGCUCGCGUGUACAAAUGGGAGGAUUUUGUCAAGCUCGGAGAUGACGUUCCCGAGUCUGCCAUCGAAGAACGAGUUGAAAUGACGCAGCCUGGAAGCUGCGCGACUCUCAUCUACACCUCCGGAACCACCGGAGACCCGAAGGGUGUGAUGUGCUCGCACGACAGCUGCACGUACAACUGCCACGUGAUCGGCGACACCAUCGGCCUGGAGGGCAAUGAACGCUUGGUCGGCUAUUUGCCGCUGAACCACGUCGCUGCUCAGUACGUGGACGCCAUGAUCUUCAUGUAUCAUCCCGUGACCGUGUACAUGGCGAAGCCGGACGCUCUGCGCGGCUCGCUCACGGAGACUCUUCAGAAGGCCAAGCCCACCGUGUUCGUGGCCGUGCCUCGUGUGUACGAGAAGAUGGUCGAGGGAAUCAAGGCCGUGGGCGCGAAGAGCGGCUUCAUCAAGCAGAAGAUCUCGGCGUGGGCUCGCGAUAUCGGCUACCGCACUGCGAUGACUCGUCAAUACGGAUGCACGGUGUACAAGCCAUGGGGCUACACGCUCGCCAAGGCGCUGGUGUUCAAUACCGUGCGCACGAAGCUCGGCUUCGACCAGUGCCGAACGUUGGUCGUCUCCGCCGCCCCCGUCACCGAGGAAACGCUCCGGUUCUUCGCGGCGUUCGACAUGCCCAUCUACGAUCUGCUGGGCCAGAGCGAGGGAACGGCACCGAUCUGCACGUGCUCGCCGGUGCAGCAGCGCUGGAAGAUCGGCACGGUGGGUCUGCCGCUGCCGGGCGUGGAGGUGCGCGUGGAUCCGCAGAAUAACGAGAUCAUGUACCGCGGCCGCAACGUGAUGAUGGGCUAUCUGAAGAACCCGAACGAGACGAUGCGCACGCUGGACGCGGACGGCUGGCUGCACACCGGGGACCAGGGAAAGAAGGACGACGACGGGUUCCUGAAGGUGACGGGCCGCCUGAAGGAGCUGAUCGUGACGGCGGGAGGCGAAAACAUCUCGCCGGUGAUCAUCGAGAACAAGAUCAUGGAGCUGACGCCGAUCAUCAGCUGCUGCGUGGCCAUCGGAGACAAGCGCAAGUUCGUGUCGCUGCUGAUCUGCAUUCGCUGCCAGCUGAACGCGGAGGGCGAGUCGAACCACCAGCUGACGCACGAUGUGGUUGCGUUCUUGAAGACGAUCGGAUCGGAGGCGAAGACGAUCGAGGACGCGAUGGCGGACCCCAAGGUGAAGGAGUAUCUGGACGGUGUGGUGCAGCAGUACAACAAGGUGGCGGUGAGCCGUGCUCAGGAGAUCCGGAAGUGGUGCAUCAUUCCCGAGGAGUUCACGAUCGGCAAGGGCGAGCUGACCGCGACAAUGAAGUUGCGUCGUGCGGUGGUGCAGCAGCAUUAUGCCAAGGAGAUCGAGUCUAUGUAUGUAUAAUAAUCACUUUAUUGCCGAGCGUGCGUUGUUUUAAUUCUUUAUUAUUUAUAUUAUUGACAUGUUU
Blastocystis hominis is the source of this 2008-nucleotide messenger RNA. RefSeq lists its product as hypothetical. The transcript is spliced from 3 exons. Gene Ontology annotation, molecular function: long-chain fatty acid-CoA ligase activity. Bases 1 to 1944 code for a protein of 647 amino acids. Gene Ontology annotation, cellular component: endoplasmic reticulum; membrane. Lineage: Eukaryota; Bigyra; Opalinata; Blastocystidae. The record is from RefSeq and is a predicted model, not a curated record.